Stylonychia lemnae is the source of this 1149-nucleotide messenger RNA. NCBI's taxonomy places the organism in Eukaryota, Ciliophora, Spirotrichea, Sporadotrichida, Oxytrichidae. The record is from the annotation of a GenBank genome assembly.
AUGUCAAACUAUGGGCCUAUGGCUAAUCUCAAUUAGAAUGGCUCAUUUAAUCUUUACGAGGUUGGUGUAAGCGAUCCCAAUCAACUCAGGCCAAGAGAAUUCAAGUAUCACAAAUCAAAUGUCCCUCUUGACUUCUCUCAGACUACCUAUGACAAGCUUGCCAUGCUUACUUCUUAAUCAUCUGGGUUUGAAGGUGUUGUUAAAAAGAAGGGCAGCAACAAUGACUAUACAGGAUAUGUGCAGAAAAGAGAAACUAACUCCAGAGCAUUGUCAAUGACACCUUCGCAGAGAAAGUCAUUCGCACUAGCAGCUGCUAAUAACUUGGCCAACCCAGGGGCACGAGGCAGUGGGUUAGGAAUGCAGCAAUCAGUUGAUGCUUAGUUGAUGAAAACGUAUGAUGGCAGAAAGAAGAGACAGAGAUUCAAUGAAGACGUUGGUGAAACUAUUGCUUAAAAUGCGCAGUCUUAACAAACUGGAAAGAAACUUAAUGCCAAUUAACUGGGAAAACUAGGCGUCAGCAGAAGAGCAUCUAUUGAUGAUGUUGAAUCAAGACAAAGCAAGAAAUCUUAAUAUAAGUCAGUGACAAGUGCACAUCAAGGAAAGAGAGCUUAGGUAUUGGAUAUGAAGUCAGAGACUAGCUCCGCUUAUAGACAUAAGAUCAAGGGACUAGUUAGGUAAGAUUACCGAUAUUUAAUGAAGUUGAUUAGUUAAAUGGAUGACAAGUAACUAGAAAAGCUAGGUUAAGAGCUUGGAGCUUAAGUAAUUGAGGAGAACGAUGACGAGCACAGACUUGAGGAGCUUGACCAGGUAAAUGACCUCUCACCUACCAAAGAUCAAGUUAAUAACCCAGAAGACUACAGAAGCGACAUCAGCAGAUAGCAGUAUUUAGAAUUUAGAGAUUUUAAUUAUGAUUAUAGAUUGCAAGAGGACUAGGCAAGUGUGAUGGAUGGAAAGAGUGUGAGGUCUUACAAGUCUUCAAACUACUCAGCAAUUACCAAACUAGCUAAGCAGUUGGAAGAUGAGAAGCAGGAAAGAGAGAAGAUGAAGAAGGAGAUCGAGGAGUUGAAGAAGAUCAAUAAUGAUCUCUACAGAUCUCUAGCCAAGCCAGAGUCUAAGGCUGCAUCGCCAACCAAGAAGGGCAAAUAAUGA